This is a messenger RNA of Cloeon dipterum, 519 nucleotides long. RefSeq names its product Ribosomal protein L35 (gene RpL35). Bases 125 to 496 code for a protein of 123 amino acids. The transcript has 4 exons. Gene Ontology annotation, cellular component: cytosolic large ribosomal subunit; ribosome. Gene Ontology annotation, molecular function: structural constituent of ribosome; mRNA binding. Lineage: Eukaryota; Metazoa; Arthropoda; Insecta; Ephemeroptera; Baetidae. The record is from RefSeq and is a predicted model, not a curated record. Gene Ontology annotation, biological process: maturation of LSU-rRNA from tricistronic rRNA transcript (SSU-rRNA, 5.8S rRNA, LSU-rRNA); translation.
UGCGCGCCACGCUAUACAUCUACACCUAGCGAUUCUAGCGGCGAAAUCCUUCGUUCACAUUGAAACGUCUGCACACCGCGUGUCUGGUAUUGCAGCGUGGCCAACAAAUAAUAACCUCUUAACCAUGGGUAAAGUCAAGUGUUCGGAGCUUAGAACAAAGGAGAAAAAGGAGCUCUUGAAGCAGCUGGAUGAGCUGAAGACAGAACUUACCAACCUCCGAGUAGCUAAAGUUACUGGUGGAGCUGCUUCCAAACUUUCCAAGAUCCGUGUGGUACGCAAGGCCAUCGCCCGUGUGUACAUUGUGAUGCACCAGAAACAGAAGGAAAACUUGAGGAAACUUUACAAGGACCGCAAGUACAAGCCUUUGGACUUGAGGGCAAAGAAGACCCGCGCCAUGCGCCGUGCCCUGACCAAGCAUGAGUUGAAGCUCAAGACCAAGAAGGAAAUCUGCAAGCUUCGCAGAUAUCCUACUCGCGUCUUUGCUGUCAAGGCUUAAAUAAAUUUAAUCUUGGUUAUAAA